Messenger RNA from Sinocyclocheilus rhinocerous, 1396 nucleotides. RefSeq names its product osteopetrosis-associated transmembrane protein 1-like. The coding region runs from base 78 to 989 and encodes 303 amino acids. The transcript has 6 exons. Gene Ontology annotation, cellular component: cytosol. NCBI's taxonomy places the organism in Eukaryota, Metazoa, Chordata, Actinopteri, Cypriniformes, Cyprinidae. The record is from RefSeq and is a predicted model, not a curated record.
CGUCGGGAAAGGAAAGAAAACAGGAAGCUGUUUAGAGUCGCAAAGCGGCAGCGUGUUGUGUUUGGAGUGUAUAAGAUAUGGCUUUGUUAACGAAAUUUACAUUUGUAAUGGCAUGCUGGGCUGUUACAUUCAUUACCGUUGCUGACUGCUCGAUUUACCCAUCAGAGAUGAGUGGCGAUAGUGCACGAAAGCUGCCGUCAGCAUUCAUCCCUGUAUCGCAGGCGAGCACUUUGGGAUCUUUCUACUCUCUCAGUCUUUCAUCUACAUUUCCAGAGGACUUGGAAAUGAACGAGUAUUGCAUUGAACUGCUUCGCAUCUACCGUCAGCGUUACGUGACUUACGCGAACUGCCUGGUGACUUAUGCACGACCUGUCAAAAUCUGUCAGAACUGUUACACUGGCUUCAACAGUCUGGAGGACAUUUAUAAAAACAUAUCAUCUGACCAACCUGGCCCUGGAAAUGUCAGUUGCCAUGACAGCCUGAUGCGUUCUGAUAGGUUGAUGCUGCUCUAUGCCCUCUUCAGCAAAUUAGAUGAGAUAUGGACAUCAGCAGAAUGCAAGCAAUGUCUGACUGAAGAUCAAGAGGCUCUUUCCAAUGAUACUGUUUACUUCAUGGCCACUCUGAAUCAGUCACUCUCCUGUUUUGAACAACAUCAGAGGAACCACACUGAACUGUGUAAAGACUGCAAAGCCUCAUACAAAAGGUUGAAAGAGCUCUAUGGUAGAAUGGACAAAAACCAAACACUCUGCAUUGAUUUAGAAGACGCAAUGAAUAUAACACAGCAGCUGUGGAGUAAAAACUUUAGUUGCUUGUUACCUCGGGAGGAGACGGUGCCUGUCAUCGCAGUGUCCAGCUUUAUGCUCUUCCUCCCCAUAAUCUUCUACUUAAGCAGCUUCCUGCACUCGGAACAAAAGAAACGCAAGCUUAUACACCCCAAAAGAGCCAAGUCCAACAACAGCCUAAUGAAUAUCCAAGAUAAAUUCAGCUGAGUGGAGAUGAGGCGAGGAGGGGAAGAGAGGGCACUGAAUCUUUGGUGCACCUCUCCCGCUAAAUCAGCAGGCACUUUAUGAUGCUCUACAGAUGCUGUGAUCACAAUUUAUUUAAAUCAGUUUUUUUUUUGCACUAUUUGUAAUUUGCACUAUUGAUUUAAAAAAGCCAAUUGCAAGUUUUACUUUUUUUUUGCUUAGCUUUAAAAAUAAGAUAAUUCUACUGGUUUUCACAGAGGAUCAGUGAUGAUUUCAAUAAUUACGAUGCAUGUCAGUAUGACAUUAUUGUAUUUAAGGCAUGAAAGACAUAUGAUCCCGACAUUAGACUGGUUAUGCUACAAUUUUACUGCACUAAGAGACCAUGUUACAUUUGAUAUUUUUCUAGGUAAUAACAAAUGUGCACACAUACA